GUGGCGCUCAACAUUCUACAGAUUCAACAAUGAGCCACAUCACCGUCGGAGUCCUUGCGUUGCAAGGCGCAUUCUACGAGCAUGUCCAGUUGCUGAAACAGGCUGCCGCCACGGCAGCGGCCGAUGACAAUGUUUCCAAGGCGCAAUGGGAAUUCAUCGAAGUCCGCACCCCGCAGGAGUUGGCCCGGUGCGAGGCGCUCGUUCUGCCUGGAGGCGAAAGCACCACAAUGUCCCUCGUCGCCGCCAGAUCCAAUCUUCUGGAGCCGCUGCGGGACUUCGUCAAAGUCCAUCGGAGACCAACCUGGGGAACCUGCGCCGGCUUGAUCCUGCUCGCCGAGUCCGCGAACCGAACGAAGAAAGGGGGCCAGGAAUUGAUCGGUGGCCUCGACGUGCGCGUGAACAGAAACCAUUUCGGCCGACAGACAGAAAGCUUCCAGGCGCCACUGGACCUGCCCUUCUUGGGGGCUGACGAGCCCGCUUUUCCAGCCGUAUUCAUCCGCGCUCCAGUGGUUGAGAAGCUUCUGCCACACCAGGAGGGUAUCCAAGUGGGUGAGGCCAAGCUAGAUGACACUGUCGUUGCACCUUCGCGACACGCGGAGAGCGAGGCCGCCCUGGCCGCAAUGGAGGAUCAUGUGCAGGUGCUGGCCACCUUGCCUGGAGAAGCUGCCAAGAUAGCCUGCGAAGGGACGCAGACUAAUCCCGAUAAGGAGUCGGGUGACAUUAUUGCUGUCAAGCAAGGCAAUGUCUUUGGAACAAGUUUCCACCCAGAGUUGACGGCUGAUGCCAGAAUCCACCUGUGGUGGUUGCGCCAGGUCGAAGAGUCGGUCAGAAGGAGAAACGCAAAGCACUGAUGAGAUGUUCUGCAUGAAUGGACUGCCAUUGAGCAUCGUUCGCGCCGCCGCAUUGGGUAUCGGUUUGAAAAAUUCUGUUGAUAUGCCCAUCUUUACAGCAAGCGAUAGAAAUAGAUUGUACAUAAACGC
Aspergillus homomorphus CBS 101889 is the source of this 980-nucleotide messenger RNA. Its product is annotated as pyridoxal 5'-phosphate synthase subunit PdxT. The transcript has 2 exons. NCBI's taxonomy places the organism in Eukaryota, Fungi, Ascomycota, Eurotiomycetes, Eurotiales, Aspergillaceae. Gene Ontology annotation, biological process: pyridoxal 5'-phosphate biosynthetic process; pyridoxine metabolic process. The record is from RefSeq and is a predicted model, not a curated record. Bases 30 to 851 code for a protein of 273 amino acids. Gene Ontology annotation, cellular component: glutaminase complex; cytosol. Gene Ontology annotation, molecular function: glutaminase activity.